Molecule: messenger RNA, 4044 nt
Organism: Ruditapes philippinarum (Manila clam)
Lineage: Eukaryota; Metazoa; Mollusca; Bivalvia; Venerida; Veneridae
Product: cadherin EGF LAG seven-pass G-type receptor 1-like
Exons: 17
Coding region: 45-2237 (730 amino acids)
Biological process (GO): negative regulation of angiogenesis; adenylate cyclase-activating G protein-coupled receptor signaling pathway; cell surface receptor signaling pathway
Cellular component (GO): membrane
Molecular function (GO): G protein-coupled receptor activity
Source: RefSeq, a predicted model, not a curated record
UCACAGUAUGUCAGUGCAAUCACUUUACAAAUUUCGCCGUACUGAUGAGCCCUGGAAAAACGCCCCCGGCAGAUGUUUUGGCUCUAAGUAUUAUAUCGGCUGUAGGUUGUGGCAUCUCCAUCCUUUGUCUACUUCUGACAGUUAUUCUACAUUUUAUAGUUUGGAGAUUCGUGAAAAGUGAUCGUGCAGUAUUGUUACUAAAUUUAUGUGCGGCUCUGAUAAUAUCUUACAUCGUUUUCCUUGCUGGAGUAGACAGAGUUGAAAAUAAGGAUGUAUGUACUGCUGUUUCUGCACUGCUGCAUUAUUUUUACCUGGUUGUGUUCUUUCUGAUGCUGGCAUAUGGUAUAGAAAUUGCCAUCUCCGUAGUUUAUGUUUUUGUAACAAGAUCCAGAAUAAAAUGGUUACUGCCACUUGCCUGGGGUAUUCCAUUGGUAAUUGUUGGAAUAUCUAUGGGUGUUACAAAGCUAGAAGGCUACGGCAAUGAAAGCUUUUGUUGGUUGUCAAUAGAAGAUGGGCUUCUAUGGGCUUUCGUUGGUCCUGCUGCUUUGAUCAUUGUGAUUAAUUUUAUUAUAGUUGUGAUAGUUUUAAGACAGAUGUUUAAGUCAUCAGCGAUGAUGACAAAGUCAGAUAAAGAAAAAGCUGUAAUGGGUGUUCGCAGUAUAUGUGUUCUCUUGCCAAUAUUAGGCCUCACCUGGGUGUUCGGGAUAUUUUCCGUCAACGAAGAUUUAGUUGUCUUCCAGUAUAUAUUUGCAAUAUGCAAUAGUUUGCAGGGAUUCCUCAUAUUCCUAUUCCACUGUAUCCUUAAUAAGCAGCUACGACAAGCAAUAAAGCAGCGAAGUGACAGAAAGAAGAGUUUACAGUCUAUAGAAAAUACUUUUAAAAAUCCACAUUCCACCACGGGAUCAACAGCUUUCCUAUCUAACGAAAAUAAAUUACAGCAAAAUAAAGAUCUUAACACGGGAUCCACAAAUCCAUUCCUUGAGGCUGAUAGGCAGAUGAAAGAGCUUGUCGGUAAAAAUAAGAAAAGUACAAACCUUAAUGACAAUUUUGAAGCUAAUAAUAAAGUAGAGGUUGAUAAUAGAAGUAAAGCUGUUGAUUUAGAUGAUGUGAAGAUAUCGAAUAUUAUAAGGGAGUCAGAGGUUAUGGGCGGAACUGCAGGUAUAUCAUCAAUACUUCCGGCAGAUAACAGGACGGAAGAUGACAAAAUUAAUGAAACUCCAAUGUUUCGGUCACAAAUUUCCUCAGGUAGUCACCGUUAUGACUAUAUAGAUCCAAGAGAAGGUCCGGGCAAGAAUAGUCCCCCGCAAACAGUAGGGAUCGAGAAACCGCCUGGUUAUGAAAAAUUGUUACAGGCAACGGGUCUUGCAAAUUACGCAUCAAAAGACAGUGUUCAUUCUGGAAGUGAUAGAAGUAGAGAAAAAGAAAAACAACGGGAAAAGGAACGUGAAAAGGAGAGAGAAAGAGAACGGGAAAGACAGAGGAAGAUAGAAAAAGAAAAACUAGAUAGAAUUGAGAAGGAAAAGAAAGAGCGCGAAAAAAUGGAAAGGGAGAAUGAAGAGCGCGAGAGAAAAGAGCGCGAACAAAGAGAUAAAAGUAAAUAUCAUGAAGGAGGUGUUAUAAGAAUAGGCUAUACUAAUGAAGGAUAUAACACUAGUGCAACCGUUGAUAGACGCCGGGAGGGAUCACAAGAAAGGUCACAGCCAAGGUCAGGUCGAUCGAGUAGAACAGACGACGACUACGAGGCCAGGCUUUACGAAAGACAUAUUCGGAUGCACAGAGUUUAUCUACCUCGUAGGCAAUUGAGUGGGUCGUCUGCUCAAAAUGUCACGUCAAUAAAUACAGCACUACCAGAAAAAUUCGAAUUUUAUCAGGGAAAGAAACGUCAGCAGAAAGAAGCGAAGAAACAUUCAGAGAGCUCAUUGAAGAAGAAAGACAAGAAAAAGUCGUCAUUAAAAGACAGAUCCAAAGCGUAUGAGUAUUCCUACGAAUCUACUUACCUGGGUGGUAAUUCUCGACAUGCAAGUCUGGAAAAUAUGAAUAUGCAAAAUCUAGGAUACAGUCCAUACGCACAAAUGCCAGGGUAUGGUGGAUAUCCGACCGGACGCCCUGCAGUACAGCAACAACAUUGGGACCAAUACGCUGGAUACGCUAGGGGCCCAAGAGAACCACGAACUCCCCGGGAUCCCCGGGAUUAUGACCCAUAUGCAAGAGAUCCUUAUAGAAGAGACUAUUGGUGAAACAAUUUUGAAUUUAUCUGUGGUUGUGAAAUAUGGGGAAUAAGCAGGAAUAGGUAAAGGGUAAAAAUUCGCCGUUAACAAUUUACGAAAGGACUUAACACCACCUUCUAUGAGGAUGCCUUCUUUGUUUGCAUGAUGUGAAAUAUUGUAAAAUAUGCUUGUUUUAAUUUGAAAGGAUUUACUGUAAGCAUUGCUUCAAAACCAGGUCUUCAGUCGAUCAUGAAUAAUGUAAUCAAAAAGACAAAAAAUGUCCAGGUAUACUUUUUAAUUGCAAAGGAUGAAAUCCUUAAAUCAUCAUGGAAUGAUUUAUACGUGGCUUCAAAAGGUAAUGCUUUUGUUACCUAAAACAGAGCUUAUCAAGGUAAAAUAUUGGCAUAGAUAUCUUACAAGAAUGGUGUCUUUACUUUAAGAUUUAACAUUGAAAAUUGAGAGGUGUUUAAUCAUAGUUGAACAAUAUUCAUCUAGAAAGUGUUGCUAUUUUUUUUUUAAAUCUGUAUAAUUUUAUGUGGAUUGUCUCGGACGACUGUUUUUCUCGGGGGCAUCAGUCUCAUUAUCUGUGUGACUAUUUAUAUACAUGUAUAUUAAUCGGAAUGUGAAGUAACAAAAUGUUUAUUUAACCUUAUCUCGCAAGAAUUCUUAAUAAUAAAAUUUAGUAGCCAUAGAUAUACAGCCUGAUUAGAGGAUGUAGGCUAGCCUUGCUCUAUAUCGAGGGUGUAGGUCUGUUACUGUUACUGCUAGCGCUUAUACAGAACUCUAUCCAACUGUAAUUAUCAGUACAAUUUUGUGCUAUAAAAUUCACCGAGUUUUGAUAGUUUUAUGUCUUAUACUCUCCCACAUAUUGGUUAUCUAGUGGAGUGAAAAAGAAUCCUAACAUAAAGCCCAACACGGCAAAAUUGAAAAUGUUGCAGGCUCGGUUUGAUUGAGUCUGUUCAUGGACGGUAGUUGUUACUGCAAGCUAUCGUCCACGACCCCUAAGACGUCUCUAUUUAAACUGAAACACAUUGCGUACUUUUGUGUCUAUAACUAAACAAACGUGAAAUAAAAAUGGAAGUCAAACGAUAACCACACCAGAUACAUUUUCUUACAACGCAGCCAUGAUGUUUUGUCGUUAAGUUGAUGAAUAAGUCAUACCGAUUUAAACUGACAGAACAUUGAUAGAAAUUUGAUUUAGCUCAUGCUGUGUUUAUGAAAUAUUGAAAUAUUUCGUUGAGAUACAAGUCAUACUAGAUCACAAACUAAGUGGAACAAAAGAAAUUUUUGUUAAAGUUUUAUAAAUUGAAAGAUAUCAAAGAAAAACGCACAAGUGAUAUAUUCCAUGACGUCACAUGGCGCCAAAUUUUUCGUUAAUUUAUGAAUAAAAAACAAAGAAUAUGACGUAAACUAAAAUGAAACUUUGUUUGGUUUUAAUCAAUAUGUAAUAUAUCGAUCUUCGAAGUUCUAAGUGAGAGUUAUUUUUAUUUUUCCACUUACGAUUUUGGGCUUUUGAAAUAAGAAAUAUUCUCCACUCUUGGUCAAAACAAACACAAACUUCUAGUUCUUAAAUAUAACACUUCAAUCAUGGGCAUUGUUUCAUUAACAACGUUAAAGGACAUGACCGGAUAAAAUGAUGCCUCUAAAACUAAGGCAUUGUAUUAAAUACUAUCAUAUGUAUAUAUUCAUUCAACAGUCCGAAUCUCAAAACGUGUAUCACAUUGUUAUGAAAUAAAACAAUUUUGUUAUUGUUUGCGAAAAUUAAUUAUGUAAUGUGCAAAUAUAUAGAUUUUAUACAUUAUGUUUUACAAGUAAAAUAUAUUUAUAAAUUAUAAAA